ACAGGCAGACAAACUGCUGUUACAAAAGGACCUCCUUGUUUUUAGUGUGUAUUUUUAACGGACUAUUUUGGGGUUUUGUUCUUAAAUUAUAUUAUAAGUCAAAAGUCAAUUUAGGAUUAUUUUAGGAUACUUGUUUGUAUUCUGUUUGGCAGACAUCAUGUUUGAAAUAGAGUUUGUCUUUAGGGCAUGCAUACACUGUUUUUGCGUCUAUACAUCUCUAGUUACACUAUGUUUUAUGGUCCAACAACUUUUUAAAAUAUUGUACAAAUAUAGUAGCUAUUUCAAGAAAAGGCUGUUUCUUGGUUGCACAUGCUGUACUAUUAGCAUUUACACUGCUGUAUGCAGUAUUUUUGCCCCUGCAUAAAGUAUGAAGUUAUUAAAAGUUUCAUUUGGUUCACAUUUGUUUUUCAUUUUAUUUCUGGGACUUUGAAAAUCGCAAGCAUAACAUGCUGACCUCCCGCUGAUUCUGCACGUGUCCGCAUGUGAGCGGGAGGGAGUGAGUGGGAGGGAUGCGGUGCUGAAAUUGCGAUGGAGAGAAAGGCAAGUGCAAACAGAGAGCAACAUGGGGUUUAUAUAUGAAAGGGAAUUAAGUGUUUGUUUAGUUGAGGAAGCCUGUAAAAAUGCAAAUCAUUUUUCUGAGCGACGAGUGUAUGGAUUGUACGGUAAGUAGAAGGGGAUGCCUCUCUCUGCCCAUGCUUCUACAUUCCCUCACUGGCUCAAGUCGAGGAUGGGAGGAGUUUGACUGCUCCUGCUGCAGCAGAGGGAAGGAGGGAGGGAACACAGAUGCAUCAGUGCCACCGACGAGAGAGGGAGAGAGAGAGAGGCUGCUUUCUGCAUCACACCACUCUAUUCCUCAUUUACAUUCCAGACGGUAGCUCCUCUCCGGAGAGCUCCCUUCUCUGUUUGAAAUGCCAAUCACCACUGGCUGUUCCUUUAUCCUCGAUCAUGCACACUUCCUCCGUGCUGAUGUGAGGGAGCCGAGAACCCGGCACGUGCUGAGGAGAUUCCCUACUUUUUGUCCGACCGACGAAUGAAGUUGCCGCAAAGAUAUCAGACUCUGGAAUUUGACCUCUUGGAAAUUUAUAGGGAUAAUCAACUUGACUGAUAUUUUGAGGAUUCUCCCCUGCUGUGAUUAUUCGGGACUACUAACUGUUACUCCGCACUGGGACUCCAUUUCCUUUUCUUUUUUCAUGUGCCGCCAACUGCCUGCCCUUCUCAGACACAGCUUUGCGUCUCCCCAGUAAGGUGAGACUGAUAGAGGAGGAGGUGAGUGUACGUCCUGUAGUACUGGCGCUUCAUCCAGAGUUUAAGCUUGACCCACUACCUGCUCCCACAGCAGUCACUGUAUGAUCCAGUGUGUCACACUCAGUAAGUGACUCUCCGCAGGAUACCAUCGUCGCAUGUAUAUGAUUUAUUCAAAGGAUUUUUCUGGACCAGCGGCUCAUGUUGCUGCUGAUAUGGCAGGCACCCGGCAUGGGCACAUCCCUCGUAUCUGUUGGGGCAGCCGUGUUUGCUGAGCUAGGCCCUCAAGGAACUAGCACCCUAUUUGUGCACCCAAGCGCACCCUGAACAAAAUGAACGGAACUGAGCUGAACCAAAGCACAGAACCCUUCUGCCUUCUGAACAUUGGCUACUCUGAGAUCUUUAACACCUGCCUGCUGGAAGUAACUGUUAUUCUGCUAUUGACAGUGCUCAUCAUUUCUGGGAACCUGGUGGUUAUUUUUGUUCAUUGUGCCCCUCUGCUCAGCCACCAUACUACUAGCUCCUUCAUCCAGACGAUGGCAUAUGCAGACUUGUUGGUCGGAGUCAGCUGUCUCAUUCCGUCACUGUCCCUCCUGUACCACCUGGAGGGUUUGAACGAGGAACUCACCUGCAAGGUCUUCAGUUACAUGGUCUGCGUUUUGAAGAGCGUCUCCAUGGCCUCAUUGGCAUGCGUUAGCGUCGACCGUUACGUCGCCAUCACCCGACCUCUUUCCUACACAGCUCUGGUCACACCUUGCCGACUUCGCACCUGUAUUACCCUGAUUUGGGUAUACUCUGCGCUUAUCUUUCUGCCAUCUUUUUUUGAUUGGGGCAAACCGGGAUAUCAUGGUGAUGUGUUCAAGUGGUGCUCCUCCUGGACCACUCAGCCCCUGUUUACCGCCUUUAUUGUCGCAGCCCUGUACGCACCUGCUGCGUUAACCGUUUGUUUCACAUACGCUCAUAUUUUUCGCAUCUGUCGGCAACACACUCGGCAAAUCAGUGAGCGGAGAGCUCGCUUUGGUCCACAUGAGCCUGAGACGGGCGAGCAAGCCUGUACGGACAGACGCUACGCAACCGUGCUCUUCCGUAUCACCAGCGUGUUCUAUUUGCUUUGGCUACCCUACAUCAUAUACUUUUUAUUGGAGAGUGCUGGGAUAUACCACCAUGCCAUUGCCUCGUUCCUGACCACAUGGCUGGCCAUAAGCAAUAGUUUUUGCAACUGCCUCAUUUACAGCCUGUCCAACAGAGCCUUCCGCAAAGGCCUCAAGCGACUUUGCCUACUUUGUCUACAACGUACAGACACCAAGAAGCCCAUUGGAGAUCCACAGGCCCCUCAACGCCCUGCCUGCCAUGUGUAGUUCCUUUUGUUGGCUAGUGAUUUAGCAUUAAGGGCAAGUGUUUUGUCAAGUUAAAAUGGAUACUAAAGAUUGGUAUCGGCAUCUGUGCGCCGUCCCAGUUGUCAGGGCGUUUUGAAUGAGGCAACACCUUAAAGGUCGGUUUGCCUGUACGUAUAGUUGCAGGAUAAGACUAGAGGGAGAAGUCGACCCCUGACCUUGGUAACUGGAGAUGAAGCAGACGGUUUUGUGAAAGUUGGUGGCUCUCAUUGUUACAGAUAUUUGGUGUUUAGAGGGAAUGAGUUGUUAGGAAUUGUUUUGAUAUUUGUCAUGAGGAAGUAAGAAAAAUCUAAUUUUGAGGCAGAAUUGUGAUUUAGAAAAUUUUUAGAUUAUGCAAAAAAUGUAGUGAAAUUUAAGUCAACUGUUUUGCAUACAGACCAACUCAUAACAGCAUUAUCUAGCUGAUCUGUAGACUGUGGUGAUUUUAUCAGCCUUUGUGGACUGUUGACUUUUAGUUAUGCUCAUGUGGUCAGCACUGUGGGAAUGAAUAGCUUGUGUUUCUUAUCACAGCACUAGCUUUUACAAUGCAAAUAUAAAGAACGAGUCUUGUUAGACUGAUCCAAUAGUAUUUGCAAGAUGUUAAAAAUAUUCUUCUAGACUGAAAAUAUAAUCUGAUUCCUUGGUUUCAGAUAUUUUAUUUAUUUUUACACUAGUAAUUCCCAAUUCCUUUCCACAUAAUUUCCGAGGAUAAUCAAACCAUGACCCUGCUCCCAGCGGAGGAAUGUGUUUGUUAGAUCUGCUGUGAUUUUUGUCUCAGGACCAGCUAAGAGUUCUGACUUCAGCAUUCAGAAUUAAAUUUUUUUUUAAAGCAUUUUCCCCAAAUUACAGCAUUCUACCUUCUAGCCGUCUUACAAUUACACAGUCUUUACAAUUUGUGCUUGUUUAAUGCCACGGAGGUAUGACAUAACCACACCGUUGGUCAAAGGUCAUCAUCCUUAUAAAACACUUUAAUACAACAGCAAACAGAUGGCGUAUUCUGACUGGCAUCUUACUAUCAUUUGAUUCUCCUGCAGAUGAACUUUCUUGCUGAAUGAUGCUAGGUCUUCUCACCCCAAGCAUUAACCUCUCAAGAUCCAUUUAAUUCCACAGAGGAUUGUGGGGGAUUUAACUUGGAUCUCAGUUUGAUUGUUAUGCCUUCUAAACGGAAUGACUUUCUGACAUGACCUCUGCCCUGAAACAUCACUCCUGUGAAAAUAUCUAGCCAUGCUUGGGAGUUUCAGUGGAUCUGUUUAAAUGCAUCAAGAAGAUCUAAUUUUAAAUAUCACAUCAGCCACGUGACCCUUACAGAUGUUCACUGCGUCAGUGGAUCCUUAAGAUGCUCAGCUCUGCAAUGUUAAAAGUCGUUGAAGAACCCUGCGGAGGAAAGCCUGUAUUCCUGAAGUUGGACAAUUAAUGUGUAGAUCAAAGGUCAGGAUGGAAGCUACUAAAACGGUGUCAGAUUUCGCAGAGGUCAAACGUUUCUUGCAUGUGCAUACAUAUUUUUAAAGACAGCUUUGCAAAAAACAGAACAUUUAUUGCGCUGUAUUAUUUAUGACACACUUAAUGAAGACUUGUACACACAAUCUGUAUAACUCGUAUGUGGAGGUGCCAAGAAAAUUUACAUUUUUUUUUUUUUUGACUGUGAUUGUGUAUUGACUUAUAUGGAUGGUACUGUUAAAUAUUGUUUCUUAUGCAGAUAGCUUUGUUCUUAUAGCUGACCAAAGUCACAUUUCUUUUUUUUAUUUUAAAUGUAUACGAGAAUCAUAAAAUUGAAAAUGCAUUUCUCUGUAUUUAAUGUAAUGGUAUUCAUGACCUUUACUGUCUCUUCAAAGAGCAUUUUUCAUUGAAGAGGGGUGUGUAAUAAAUCCCCAAAAUAGUGUUUUGUAAGACGCCAUGCGAAUGAAGCUCUAAUUUAGUAGUUUGACUACCAGAAAAUGAUCUAUUUUUAUGUCACAUCACUUGUCUUUGUGUCUUACGAAGCGAUAGGUCAAGCCUUUGAUAAGUGACGUGUCAAUUGUCGAAACUGAGCUGCCAUUUCGUGGCAGGGCGCUGUGCAAUACUAAAGAGAAAACAUAUCGCACACAAUAGAAAAAGGGCUUUUUUCUUUAAGUGUCCCAGCUGUGUGCUAAAGUAUAGAUUUUAAUCUGAUGGCCUCUGGACUGUUUUUGAAUUCAUUUUACCGUUUAGCUGUUUAUCCAUCCAAUGGUGCAUGUCUGUUCUAAAGCGAAUGGGCUCUGGACUCACCCAAGACUACUUGAAGCAUAAAUGUUCCUCUCAUUUGCUUUAUCCUUGAGAUUACAUUAAAAUCUCCAUGAUUUUGAUGGUCACUUCCAAAAAAGGGGAUGUGCAAAUCUCUACAAUGUAUUUCCAAAAUAGUCAGUGAAUUGUUUAAAGGGCUAGUCCGGUUUUGGUUCCAUCUGACCUCGAUCGAACAUGUUUCUUUGAAAUAAGACUGAUUUUUUGUUCAACAGCUAGAUGGAGUACAACCGAAUAGAAUCGAAUGCAGGGGUUACACAGCGCAUUUUUCGUAGUUUGAAAUUUUAACAAUAUUUAUGACAUACAAAAACUUUGUCUGCAUGUGUUUGGCUCUAGUGCUGGUGCUUUAAAUGGGAUGAAUUUAAAGGUAUUGCGGAGGAUUUUCUUUUUCUGGGUGGAUCAUCAAGACUAUUGGUCCUCCUAGUUGUCAAUCAGGAGUGUUGCGCAAUUGCAUUUUUUUUAAAAGUGAAGAAGGCGGUUCUUUUCUAAAAUUUGAGAAAAUCCUCCGCUACACCUUUAAAGAUGCAAGGUUUUGUAUUAUUAAAUUAUCUAAAAGCUAAAGCACAGCAAAAAUCACUAAAUUCUCUAAUGACCCAUUACAAUAACAUUUUUUUUUUAAAAAUAAAACAGAAUCUCGCCUAUCAUCCGUGUAUUAUAUGUAUAGAAUUAAAUAUUUUUUAAAUUUAAUUAUCCCCAUUAUAAAUUUGUAGAUUGGUGAAAAUUUUGACUUUUAUUUAAUUAAUCUUUCUAUGAAGAUUAGAAAUGAAAUUGUAGUUGUUUUUUCUGCUUAAAUUGAUAAGAAAACCGAGCUCUUGAAGCAUGCUUAUCUGUGCAUUGUUGCUGUAGAUAUUGUCUUUUGAAGUCGUUUCUGUAUAGGGAUGCUUAACGAUUAAUCGCGAUUAAUCUAUAGCAGAAUAAAAGUUUUUGUUUACAUGAUAUAUGUGUGUGAACUGUAUAUAAUAAAUUUGUAUAAAUAAAUGCAGACACAUGCAUGUAUUUUUUUAAGAAAUGUUUACAUGUGUAUAUACAUUUGUAUAUUUAUGUAUAAUUUAUAUUAUAUAUAAAUAUAAAUACCUAAUAUAUAAAUAUAUUUUUUUCUUAAAAUUAUACAUGCAUGUGUGCAUAUUUAUAUAUACAUAAUUAUUAUACACAGUUCACACACAUAUAUGAUGUAAACAAAAACUUUUAUUCUGCUAUGGACUAAUCGCGAUUAAUCGUUAAGCAUCCCUAUUUCUGAAUAAUUGUUUGUAAUUGAAGGAUGUAGGAAGUGGAUUUAUAUGUUGAUGUUUAUUAACUAAGGAUGGAAGUGUGACAUUUUUUUUAUAAUAGAAAUGGAUCAUGAGAUCGUACGUUGUAUGUUUUGCGUCAUAAUCGAUGGUACGUCAUGGUUAACAGCAGGGUAAAGGUUUCAGUUUUAUUUCAUUUGUACAACAUUGAUGCCACAGAGCUUUUUGUAUGUUUUUUGUUCUCUCUUUGAUGCCAAAGCGUUUUUUUUUCCUGUGGGAAACUUACUAUGUUCUAGAAGCCAAAGUCAAGGCCUAGUGCCCUCAAGGGAGUUAAUCUCCCAUGAUGCUUCGCUCUCCGCUGUGCCAUAUUUGGAUGCCGGACCCAACCGGUCCCCUGCCGUCGUAGAAAAUGGAAGUCUGGGCUGAAACGUUGCGUGUUCGUUCUCGGACACAUACACACCCUUUCACAACCUCUACUUGAUUGUAUUAGGUGUUUGUGUUGAAUUUAUUCAUGCAUGGUCUGUUAAAUUACUGAGCCUGGCUCUUGAUUAAUGGUUAAUGGAUCGCUCAUGAUCUCUCCCUUGCAAGUGACAAUGAUUUGAUCAACUGGAGUGAAUUGUUUUUCUUUUUACUUUAACUUUUAAAAUGUCCCAAAUUGUUUUUUUUAUGCGAGUAUGAAAACUGUCUGUGAUUAACACUGAAGUUGCUGGGCUGAAAGAAUAUUUGUUCGGCUUCUAUGCGUUUUUAUUUUAGCGAUUCUACAAACUGUCUGGUGCGUUGUAUGGUUGUAGCUGAGGUACUGGUGUAGUGUACCACACAUUUUGUAAUAAUGUCAUGUUUUAGAAAAUAAUUGUUGACAGUAUAUUUAUAUUCUGGUAUAUCUGCACUGAAGAAAUAAAUGUGAACUUAAUGUC
Molecule: messenger RNA, 7011 nt
Organism: Misgurnus anguillicaudatus (oriental weatherfish)
Lineage: Eukaryota; Metazoa; Chordata; Actinopteri; Cypriniformes; Cobitidae
Product: probable G-protein coupled receptor 21
Biological process (GO): G protein-coupled receptor signaling pathway
Cellular component (GO): membrane
Molecular function (GO): G protein-coupled receptor activity
Source: RefSeq, a predicted model, not a curated record